CUGUGUUUUUGCACAAAAUAAUUCUUCCUGCACCUUCCAUUAUUCUUCUAUUUUUUUCACCAUGGGUAUUGCCAAGAGGACGAGGAAGUUUGCGCAGGUUAAGCGCACCAUCACCCAGCGAGAUCAACGAGUGAAAGACACGGCAAAGACGGCCAAAAAAGAGAAGCCUGAGAAGGAUGAGCUAAUCCGCCAUGUUGCCACUGCCCCGUCGAAUAUGUUUUUUGCUGCGAACACAGCUCUCGGACCGCCGUACCAUGUGCUCGUGGAUACCAACUUCGUUUCCCAUACUAUUCGGGCAAAACUGGACUUAUUACCGGCGAUGAUGGAUCUGCUGUACGCGAAGUGUAUCCCUAUAUUCACGGACUGCACGAUUGCCGAAUUGGAGAAAUUGGGCACAAAGUACCGGCUUGCGCUUCGACUAGCCAAGGACCCCAGGUGGGAGCGGGUGAAAUGUUCUCAUACCGGAACAUAUGCAGAUGACUGCAUUGUUGACAGGGUAUCCAAGCAGAGAAUUUACAUCGUUGCCACAAACGACAAAGAGCUGAGUCAGCGAAUCCGCAAGAUUCCAGGUGUGCCUAUUAUGAAGGUUGCUAGAGGGAAAUACACUAUCGAAAGGCUGCCGGACUCUUUUGAUUAAGUGAAACGUGAUUUCAUGGUUUUCGGAUACCAAAACGAAACGACAUCAAAGCGAGACCAAUAGUGCACUCAGCGAGGAUGAAAGACGGCACAGCAUACGACCGCUACACGACGAUCUCUUGCCCUCGGCUCCAAGUGUCUCCCAUAAGCGAGUCACACACGUCCAUCAGAGCCAGGUCGCAUAAUGAAAUAGUGACACAACCCAAGCUCAUCCUUUCCCAACGGAUACGUCGGUUCAAGGCUGGCUCACGGAGCUUUCAAAAAUUGGUGUCUGGAGUCGUUUCUAUUGAUAGAUUUGUGCCAGAAAUGAGGAGAGAUGGUGCAUGAUGACCGCGCCGGAUUCCUAACAGCCACUAAAUAGGUGUCAGUAUUUGGUUGCUAUAGCGUAUUAUCCACAAUCUUGAUGAAUGUAGUCCAUGAAACCGCUCCCCC
Messenger RNA from Penicilliopsis zonata CBS 506.65, 1068 nucleotides. RefSeq lists its product as hypothetical. Gene Ontology annotation, cellular component: nucleolus; small-subunit processome. Bases 62 to 637 code for a protein of 191 amino acids. The transcript has 4 exons. Lineage: Eukaryota; Fungi; Ascomycota; Eurotiomycetes; Eurotiales; Aspergillaceae. The record is from RefSeq and is a predicted model, not a curated record.